AUGACUGCAACAAGCUUACUAUUGGGAAUACCGUGGCAAUAUGAUAUUCGUGAUGUUCAUAAUUGUCAUGAAAACACUUAUACUUUUGUUCAUGAAGGUUUUACUAUAGUUUUAUGGCCUUUACAAACUUCUAUUUCAGUUAAGGAACCAACAGACAAGAAGAUCACUGCCUUGGUUGCUACUAUUGUUCAUUCUUUAUAUCACACUCAUUCUUUGAGCUCUCAUGAAGUUGCUAAACCUAUGGUGGAGAUUCCAGACAAGGUAAAACCUUUAUUGUCUUCUUUUAGUGACUUAUUUCCUGCUGAGUUACCAAAUAUUUUACCUCCACUUAGAGAUUUACAACAUCAAAUAUACUUCAUUCCUGGAACUUCUAUUCCUAAUCAACCUCAUUAUAGGUUAAGUCCUAAAGAGCAUGAGAUAUUACAAGGUCAGGUUGAUGAUUUGUUACAAAAAGGUUUGAUAAGACUUAGCAAAAGUACUUGUGCUAGUCCAUCCUUUUUAGUAGACAAAAAAGAUGGUGGACAUUUGGAUAGUAUCAAAUACGUAUCCGAGAAGGUGAUGAAUGGAAAACAACUUUCAAGACAAAGGAAGGGGAACCGAGAUAAGUUACGUGUCAGAGGUUUAUCACAAGUGUUCGUUGAAGUUAAUGAAAAAGGAACUGAAGCUGCUGCUUCUACUGCUUUUGUCAGGCCGGUUAAUGGCAAGAGUCUUCCCCAUUCAGCUCCUGUCGGUUUCGUGGCAGAUCAUCCUUUCAUGUUCAUUAUUAGAGAGGAGGAAAGUGGUGCAGUGUUGUUCAUGGAAGAUGUCCUUAAUCCUUCAUCAAACUAG
This is a messenger RNA of Papaver somniferum (opium poppy), 828 nucleotides long. RefSeq lists its product as uncharacterized. The transcript has 3 exons. NCBI's taxonomy places the organism in Eukaryota, Viridiplantae, Streptophyta, Magnoliopsida, Ranunculales, Papaveraceae. Bases 1 to 828 code for a protein of 275 amino acids. The record is from RefSeq and is a predicted model, not a curated record.